AUGGACACUCGAAGAUGCUUCUUGAUGCUGAUGCUGCUAAUGAUCCUGAGUCAGGACCACAUUAGGGUGUUGGCUUUCCUUAGAUUUAAACGUGGCCGGGCAUGCCCCAGAAUCAAGGAGAAGUGCCUUUUCAAAGAGUCCAGUGCUUGCUUCAGAGACAGGGAUUGCAAAGCCACAGAGAGAUGUUGCUCAUUCAGCUGUAGAAUGCAAUGCAUAAACUCCAGUGAAGACCCAUGUGAGGAGGCUGUCAAAGUUAAGCCUUGUUCCAACAUUUUAACACGAUGGUACUUCAACACUGAAAACAAUACAUGUCUCCCCUUUGAGCUCAACUGGUGCAAUGAAGGAAAAAACGACUUCCAAUCUCACGAUGUUUGCAAGAAUACUUGUUUAGCAUAUGGACAUGGAGUACCAAUAAGCCUCUUUGAUGUGGAAGGUGAAUCAUUUACUGUGAAAAAUUAGGCAAAUAUGUCCCUCUGACAUGCUUCAGCAAUCUCCCUGCUUCACAGAGCAUCUCAGAGCUACCAGGCAGCUCUGGUGUCAUCUUGUCUCCUGCCCACUUCUCCAGAAUUUCCUCCCCAACAUCCCACUGCAAGGGCACUUCAGCCUCUGCUUGAAGGCCUUCAGAGACGAAAAGUUCACUUCCUUCUGAGGCUUUUCGUUCCAUUCUUGCAUAUCAGAAGUUUGAUCAUAUACACAGGGUUCCCCAGAAAGUCAACCCCAAACAUUGGAUUGGACUCCCUCCCAUCCUGACACUUCUUAGAAGUGUGAGCCUGGGCCAGGCGUUUCCCCUUUACUAGUCUUACUUUUCUCAUCUGUCAUGUGAGGGGUGGACUUGAGGGGCUCCCAGAUCCCUUCUAGCUCUAAUUUGUGAACAACCUCUGUCCAGGACAAUCUAAAAUCCUCCUGAAAUUGUGGCAGGAAUGCUGGCCAAGGCUGAUCUUACCCUGGGAGCAGUGAUUGUAGGGAGAAAGAUCUCUUCUCUUUGGAGCCAAGGUGGACUGAGGACAGGUAAACAUGGCUCCCCAAGGCCAAGAGCAUCAUGACAAUCCCCAAACACCUAGUCCUGGGGACUUUCUGUUGUUGUCAAGUCAUUUCAGUAAUGUUUGACUCUUCCUAACCCCAUUUGGUCUUGCCUUGGCAAGAAUGGACUUGACAUGUCCUUCUC
This is a messenger RNA of Sarcophilus harrisii (Tasmanian devil), 1165 nucleotides long. Its product is annotated as eppin-like. Gene Ontology annotation, molecular function: serine-type endopeptidase inhibitor activity. The record is from RefSeq and is a predicted model, not a curated record. Gene Ontology annotation, cellular component: extracellular region. The transcript has 4 exons. NCBI's taxonomy places the organism in Eukaryota, Metazoa, Chordata, Mammalia, Dasyuromorphia, Dasyuridae. Gene Ontology annotation, biological process: negative regulation of peptidase activity. The coding region runs from base 1 to 459 and encodes 152 amino acids.